CCUUUGAAAAGUGUGCCCUGUCGAUACAGUCUGGCUACGCAUUCGUGUGGUAGUCCCAAAAAGUAUUAGUUGUGUCCUGGCUAACUGAAAAGUUGAAAAAAAAACCCUACAAAAUUUAUUUUCCACCGAACAAACAAUUUUUGUGUGUGGUUAACGAUCAGGUUCAGGUCAGAAGAGAGGACAUCAACGAGCUUGUGUUAUGGCUUCGUGUCCCUUUCUAAAGUACAUUAUGGGGCAGACUCUGUCGGAGCCGGUGACCACCAAGAACACGGCCGAGUGCGAGAACGGUGCCUACCGCGUGGGCUCCAGCAGCAUGCAGGGCUGGCGCAUCGAAAUGGAGGAUGCCCACACCCACAUCCUCUCGCUGCCAGAGGAUCCCACAGCAGCGUUCUUCGGAGUCUACGAUGGACACGGUGGCGCCGGUGUGGCCAAAUUUGCGGGCUUGCAUCUGCAUCAGUUCAUUACCAAGCGGCAGGAGUACUUUGACAACAACGUGGAGGUGGCCCUGAAGCGUGGCUUCCUCGACUUCGACAAGGAGAUACUGCAGAAUGGAUCCUGGCAACAGAAGACAGCCGGCUCCACUGCCGUGGUGGUGCUGAUCAAGGAUCAGCGUCUCUACUGCGCCAAUGCUGGGGACUCUCGGGCCAUUGCCUGCGUUGGGGGCAAGGUGCGCGCACUCUCCGUGGACCACAAGCCCCAAGACGAGGCGGAGAGCAGCCGCAUCCUGGCCGGUGGCGGUUUCGUCGAGCUCAAUCGCGUCAAUGGCAGUCUGGCCCUCUCCCGGGCCCUUGGCGACUUUAUGUACAAGCGGAACCUCUAUAUGCGGCCGGAGGAGCAGGUCGUCACCGCCUAUCCCGACGUGGAAGUGGCGGAUCUUACAGAGGACUGGGAGUUUGUGGUCCUCGCAUGCGAUGGCAUCUGGGAUGUGAUGUCCAAUCAGGAGGUGGCUGACUUUGUGCGCACGCGCAUCGGCUCGGGCAUGUCUCCGGAGUGCAUUUGCGAGGAGCUGUUGAACAGCUGCCUGGCAACCGACUCAAACGUGACCGGCCUAGGAGGCGACAACAUGACCGCCAUACUGGUCUGCUUUCUAAACGACAAAAAAUACGAGGACCUGGUGGCACGCUGCGGCGACACCAAGCAACACGUUGAUGGUGUGGGCGACAUCAAUAAGAGCCCCACCGUUAUGGGCACUUCCAGAUCCCUAUUGGAUGACAUCUAAUCACUCAAAAUGAGGUUUGUUUUUGGGGCUAUGACAACUGACACACACACACACACACACACAAGGGCUGGGCUGGCAUAUACGAUGCGUAGGGUACACGGGAUCUUACACCUAGAGCACACACUGCUCACUGCACACGGCUAUUCAAAAUUCUGCAGUUUCGUUAAUUUAAUAAUUUAAUAAACAGUUCAGCUCUAUGCUUAGAAAUCCACUGUCCAAAACGAACCAGAAAUCACCCACAAGAAUUAGCGCUAGGGUAUUUGGUGGCAUAUACGAGACACAUGAUACUCACGAUCAUACACGGACAAAGCCAUUCAAUCCGCACUCAACACAUUGAUUUUAUUCCAAAUUUGGCAGUUGCUUUGUUAAUAAUUAAAUACACAUCAAAUGAAAGGAUCAACUUUAGCCUUGGAAAACAAGUCAACUCUCAAACACAUUGCCAGAUUAUUGCCAAAAUUCAGCCACAGCAAUACAGACCAAAGGCCAUUCAAUCCGCUUUCAACCAAAAUUGUUUAGUUCCUUCGUUAAA
This is a messenger RNA of Drosophila obscura, 1748 nucleotides long. It is a transcript of the gene Ppm1, whose product is annotated as probable protein phosphatase 2C T23F11.1. Lineage: Eukaryota; Metazoa; Arthropoda; Insecta; Diptera; Drosophilidae. Gene Ontology annotation, biological process: protein dephosphorylation. The record is from RefSeq and is a predicted model, not a curated record. The coding region runs from base 200 to 1219 and encodes 339 amino acids. The transcript has 2 exons. Gene Ontology annotation, molecular function: protein serine/threonine phosphatase activity; cation binding.